AUGGUCUUUUCCAAGAAGCUUGAGGAUCACCCUAAUCACCUUUGCAAUAUAUUUGAAAGGUGUCGAAAGUAUGGAAUAUCUCUAAAUCCCAAAAAGUGUAUAUUUGGGGUAUCUGAAGGAAAAUUUCUUGGUCACGUAAUUUCUGAGAAAGGUAUAUCUAUUGACUCUAAUCGGGUGGAAGCCCUAUUGAAACUUCAGACUCCUGAGAGUAAAAAGGAGAUGCGAUCUUUCUUGGAAAAGAUAAAUUUUGUCUGCAAGUUCAUCACCAAGUUCACAAAAAUUGUUAAGCCUUUGAAUGAUAUGAUGAAGAAAGAGGCCAAGAUUGAAUGGAGUCAAGAAGCUAAGGAUACAUUCAAUCAGAUUAAGCAAUCAAUUGUGGAAGCACCUGUGUUGACCAUCCAAGACUACACACUGUUGUUCUAUAUCCAUUAUUUUGCUUCCUUGCAAUCAUGCUCCACAGUACUCAUGCAAAGAAAAGAUGGGGAUGAGAAACCAAUUGCCUUCAUGAGCUCACCUUUUAAGAAUGCUAAGGAGAGGUAUAUUGCAUUAGAGAAACAACUGACAUUACAUCCUCAGAAGCAAAAUUUAUGUUAUAGUGCCAGAUCAGGCAGUGAAAUUGCUACUGAUGCAAAGUGA
Messenger RNA from Cryptomeria japonica (Japanese cedar), 636 nucleotides. RefSeq lists its product as uncharacterized. Bases 1 to 636 code for a protein of 211 amino acids. The record is from RefSeq and is a predicted model, not a curated record. The transcript has a single exon. NCBI's taxonomy places the organism in Eukaryota, Viridiplantae, Streptophyta, Pinopsida, Cupressales, Cupressaceae.